AUGCCUCUUCUCAUCGACAGCGCAGAGCUUGCCGGGCUCGCCGCCGAAGGAGUCUUUGUCUGCUUGUUCUGUGUGUGCGGGUACGACCUCGUCCGCCGGCGCGCUCGUUACAAGUCGCAGCUCAGCUGGCCGAUGGUAGUAGCCGGCGUGCUGCUCAUCGUGCUCGCGACGGCACGCUUCGCCGUCGACACCGCGAACGUGUUCGUCGCGUUCAUCCACCACGACCCGCGCCCGGCGCGGCUUGGAUACCUCGAGGACGUCACCGCGCCCCUCUUCAGGACCAAGCACACCAUCCUGAUCGCCGUGUUGCUCGUUGGAGACUCUUUCGUGAACUACAGAUGCUGGGUCGUGUGGGGAAAGAGCCUCUGGGUCGUGAUUUUACCUGUUACUCUCUCCCUCUCGAGCGCAGCCAUCGGCGCGUACGCGAUGUGGGCCUACAACACACUCCCCGACCAGACCGUGCUCGCAGAGGCGAGGCUGCUCAAAGCCUUCUUCUCGCUGAGCCUCAUCGCGAACGCUCUCGCUACCUCGCUCUUGGCAUUCCGCAUCUGGUGGGUGGACCGCGAGAUGAACAACGUGCUCAGCGGCUCGCAGACGGCGGAGCUCGAGGGCCCCUUUGGGGGGCAGCAGUCCGCGCUCACGCCCGUCGUGCGCAUCGUCCUCGAGAGCGGGCUCAUCAACGCCGCCUACCUGUUCGCGUACGUGAUGACGCUCGCGUUCGGCUCGCAGAGCCUCGAGCUCAUGUCUGAGAUGGCCGUUCCGCUCACCGGGAUCAUCUUCUCGAUCGUCAUCCUCCGCGUAGGCCAGCGGCGUCACGACGACAGCUACUACACUACGAACCGGCACGGGACGACGAUGCGCUUCGCUGCGCAGCAGAGGAGCACGGUCGGCACGGACACCGGUACGGACACGACCGCGAUGGGGUCGGGGGCGGGGGGGUCGACGGCGGUUGUGGAUAUGUUCGGGAAAGGACAUCGACAGGAGAAAGGAGACGCGUUCGUUCUGCCAAUCCCUUCCGGAUGUCCGGACGGAACGUCGUGA
Molecule: messenger RNA, 1041 nt
Organism: Epithele typhae
Lineage: Eukaryota; Fungi; Basidiomycota; Agaricomycetes; Polyporales; Epitheliaceae
Exons: 6
Coding region: 1-1041 (346 amino acids)
Source: RefSeq, a predicted model, not a curated record